AUGGAGUUGUUUUAUGUUCCAAACAAGUCGCUCUGCAGCCAAAAAAAUAAAGUAGUAAAUGACGCGUUUGUGGAAGGCCUGGUUUCAGAUUGGCAUUUGUCGGAAGGCUUCAAAAACGACAAAAAGUCGCACGGCUCUCUGCUGAACAACGACCUCCCGUGGCAAAGCAAGUGGUAUUUGAAGUUCGAUCCCCCAAGGAGCGCCCAGGAACUGGGAAUAGAGCACUACUGGAGCUACGAAGCGCCCAAACUGGUUAAUUUUGCCACUGCCUCAGACUUUGACCUGAAGUCCGGGAAACCGGAUUCACACUCGCAGCUGGGCAAAUCGUCGAUGUCGUCGCUGAAGAACACAGCCACAGUGGUUUUAUCGGGAAGCACCCACGAGUCGCUGAAGAGGGAGGCGUACCGCAGGGAAGCGUACAAGGCGGAGUCGGAGGCGGACCGCGCGAGCGCCUUUUCGCUGCAGAUGAAAAUGCCGCCGAGCGAACCAGGCCAGACGAAGCUGUCAAUGCUGGAGAAGUUCACGAUGUCGGCGACCAAAGGCCACAAAGGCAGACCAUCGCACAGUAAAAAACAUUAA
Molecule: messenger RNA, 579 nt
Organism: Theileria orientalis strain Shintoku
Lineage: Eukaryota; Apicomplexa; Aconoidasida; Piroplasmida; Theileriidae
Exons: 1
Coding region: 1-579 (192 amino acids)
Source: RefSeq, a predicted model, not a curated record